Porites evermanni is the source of this 7657-nucleotide messenger RNA. NCBI's taxonomy places the organism in Eukaryota, Metazoa, Cnidaria, Anthozoa, Scleractinia, Poritidae. The record is from the annotation of a GenBank genome assembly.
AUGCAAACCGAGGAGGAAUGGGUGUAUUUUAAAAACAUUGCAACCAACAUUACACCAGAGCUUUCACCAGAGCAACAGAGAGAACUUAAAAAAGGACGAUGGUUCAUUGGCUUACGGUACCUUUCACAUAACUUAUGGUGCUGGUCUAAUGAUACAAAAGCCUGUAUAAACCAGGCAACAAAUGACACAGGAAAUUGGCGUUGGAAUGCUGAAGAACCAAACAACCCUGAUACUGAGUAUUGUGUUGAGAUGUACCAGAGCGGAAAAUACAACAACAUUAACUGCACAGAAAGGUUUCACUACAUAGGGUUCAUUUGUGAAAAAAAAGUUGGUAUGUAAAGUCACACUAAAUAAUUUUACAUGGCAAAUUGAAUUUUUAGAGAGUGAAUUUGCUUCCCAUAUUUACUGUACAUAUGACUUCUAUUGUGAAUGAGAAAUCACUUCUACUAAACGGACGAUGACGCCGUUCAAACAAAGUUAUAAUAAAUAGAGAUAAUUACAGUGAUUUGAUUUUAUUAUCGUGCUGAUAUAAAAUUGGACUUAUCACCCGCCACCCGCCACACUUUUUCCUAGCAACACAACAACACUCAAUAAAUAUUUCUAGUGUUCACGGUUUUGCGAGUUUCACAGUGAGCCCAUAAAGUGGGUUUCGAUUCAAGAUAUCGCUCCAAAUAUCCAUUGGUCUCUAAAAACUUUUCUCCUCUCGCAGGUUAAUAUUAAUCUAUUGCAGUCUUGUAUUGUUUCAAAUCUACCUAUAUCUUUUGUGUGAAUGUUUUCUAGCUUGUAGCAAGGUCUCCAGAAAGUACUUCUUCUUCAGAAAUCCUCAGACAACAGACAUGCCUUUUACCAGAGAGAACAAACGUCAGAGCAGUGUGACCAAGCCAUCGAUCUUCUUCACGGAAACAACAAUCCAAACGUAUCAGUCAACAGAUGGAAGUCAUGGUAAGCUUGCCUUUUCUUUUGCAGUUUAUAGAUUUUCUAUUACCAGGUCUAAAACACAGCAGCUCAUGUUCUUUUCAAAGUUUCCUCCUUCGUCAAAGAAAGCCCACUGCGUUUUUCGCUGGAAAUAUUCAGCAAUAUUUUUCGCAGUUACUUAGCAACAGUUCAGGUCACUAAAUGCUUCAAAAGUUGCUGUUAUCUCAAUCAUGCCUUCAUCCAAAUGUGAUUACUUGAUUUACUCAAAUAAGCACUAUGACAAUCAUUACAGUUUUACUCUUGGUGCGGCACACAAUCGGAAGUAAAGCUUGCAAUCAAGGGCCUCCUAUGAGCCAACUCAUGUGUAGAAUCUCUGAUAAAUAAACAGCUCGAUGAACACGGAUUUAACCACAAAAGAAAGUGCUUUAAUUAACAUGGCCAACCUACCUGCUUACCAUCCCCAUACAUCAUGUUACACUGCACAAAGUAUACAUAGGAAACUGCGCUCAAUGUAAAAGCUACACGAAAUAUCCUAAAUCAUGAAUUGCUCAUGCUGGGCAAAUAUUUUCUAUGAUAACCUUUAACUCUCCGAAUCCACACACAAAAAAAGAGAAAAACUGUAAUAAUUUAAAGCGCUCACACCCUUAUAGACCCUUAUACACCCUUCAUACUUUAUUGGUCUCUUUAAGGGGAUAGCGCUGCACUAAACACGCUGGGCAAGAGCUUACUCACUCUUAUACCUUGUUUAGUUUGAUAGGAAACUGUGUGAAACAAUGAACCUAAUAAAACCUGGCUUAGUAGCUAUAAGAAUCUCUACUUGUAUUUUAUGUGGAAUGCAAAAGUCCUUUUUAAACCCUUUUAGAAGAUUUUUGUGUCACCCACACUAAAAGCGACAUCUCCCUUAAAAAUAAACCGUUAUAAGAGACCUUAAAAUCGAGGUUUGGCCACUUUACCGCAAACAGCAAAACGCGAUCUGCGCUUAGCGAUUUCACGUUAGCCGUCUGCGCAUAUUUGGGGCUCAAAAUUCGCAGGUGGUAGCUCGUGGCAUUCGUUUUUUUAUUUAUUCAUUCGUUCACUUAGCUGAGAAAUCGUCUUCAAAAUUACGUUUCGUUGAAAAAGAAUUCGAUGAUUAAUAAGUCAGAGAGAUCCAAAAAGUAGUAUAUUCUCUCAAAAGUGGGUUUGUGAUGUUUUACAUGGGCGUGGGGGACCCCCCAGGUAGGUGAGGUAACCCCCUUAGGUCGGUGGUCGGGUAAUCCACCUAUCCGUAUAAUCUCUCAUUUCAAUUCGAUCACGUUUACAUGAUAGGUGGGCUGACCCGCCCAGGUGGGUUACCAGGUCUGCUAGACCAGGUAACCCUUUUAGCCGAGGUCAACUACUGCCAACGUUUCAACUAGCUCUGCUAAAUUGGAUGCCCCUGGAUAAAUAUUGAUUAAAGUAAAAAAAGUGGGGUAAAGUGCCUUACCGGGGUCGAAUUCGGGCAUCAAAUUAGUCGACUGGACAACUAACUACCUUUGCUUGGCGGAGGCUUCGCGUCAUAAAAAUGACAAUAGCAAGCCACAGCACAAACCGCCACUACACUUCGUUUUUCCGCCAUUUGUUGUUUACUUGCUUAACGAGCAUUUAAUAAUAUAAUCCCAGAGGAACGGGAACGAGGCCGGAGGAACCGUCCUCGCGAAACGUCCCUAGCAGGCGAAGAGAGAGGAGAAACGGUUGUUUUCGCAGGCUAGGUAAAGACCCUUAGACCCAUGAACAAUAAAACAAAUUGAAACAAUUAAACAAAUAGAUUCCCAGGUUGUUUUUUGGACUGAAGUAGUUUUCAAUUCUCAAAAAAGACAACUGAACAUGUACAGUUUAAACAACAGUGGAGGUUGUCCUGAGUAAAGAACGUUUGAAAGGUAUGCCAUAGACAACCUUUAACAUUUAGUAGCCGUGAACCACCCAGUACUCAAAACGAUUUGGGAAGCCGUUACUUUAAGGAGAAGACGACUAAUGCAUCCACAUCCAGCUGUGACAAUAGGAAACGAUAAACUUUCCAUAGUAAAGAACCAUGCGUUCUUAACUUGCAGAGAAACUACUACCAGUUGAGUUUCCUUCUGAUCGCCCCAGUAAGGGAGCAAAUAUCACUUUCAUCGUGUCCACAGCUCUAGCUGUGUUGCUGGUGGUCCUGCUAAUUGUCUUAGGAUUCAUUCUUUGGCGAAGGAGACUCCAUAAAAAUACAGGUAAAAAAUUAAGAUCCUGUAAACGUUGAAUAUUGUAGUACUCUAGCAGUUGAACUUUCCGUGUCACUCUUGUCAAAAAAGGCUAUAUGUAUACAAGGUUUAAUCUACAUAAAGGCUAAUAAGUGUCUGUCUGAACUUGAUAAACAGUGCCCACUGGGUUUUUGCUUGAACGCUGGCACCGCCCAUGUUAAGCUUGGCUAGCCGGAACAAAUGGAGGGGGCUAACUGACUAGCCCGCGGAUAGUGGGAGGCUGCCAGCUCUGUGUCAAAAAGUAGAGGGGUGGAGAGGGAGCUUUUGACACAUUGAUUAGCGUUUUUAGUGAGAGAGCGGUGCAAAGUCAAAAUUGUCCCUCCCAACGAGAAUUGUAGUGUCAAUAUCAGAGCUCUGGGUGAGGGAUUGUCUGUCAUGCGUGGAGACGGUGAGUACUUAGUUUGUGGACUUGGCUCUAUAGAGACUGCAGGCACUUUGCACCAAAACAAGUAAGACAAUAGGCCAUUUACGAGUUCCCACGGGCCUCUGCAUGAAAACGAGGUUAACUGCUCAGCCUUUCAUAUGAAAUGAUUUUUCAUUCUCAUGCGAAUAAAACUCAUUUUUACAAGACAGGUUGUGCACUUGGCCUCAUUUUGAAAGUGAGAGUUUUUUUAACUCGAAGUAACCUAUUAAUCAGGCAUAUUGUACAAAUUUUUCACUUCCUCCUUUUGUUGCUCCUUUCUACAUCACAUUAUCCUGGGUGCCAGAGACCUUUCUAGCGCGGUUUCCGGUUUCUGUCAAGUCUUUAUAGGCAAGUCUUUACGGUGACCCGCGCGAAAAGUUUUUCUCGCGGCUUCGCCGCUCGUGGCUCCGGCCUACGGCAGAAGAUGUGUCGGCCGUCGGCCGACACCGAAAAUUCCCGCCGCACGCGAGAAAAACCUCUGAUACCCAGAGUAACAUUACAUCCUUACAUGUAUUUUCUUCCUUCCUUCUUCCUUCCUUAAUACUUAACAGCUCCCUGUCAUCUUUGCUUUCUCUAUCCUUGCCCUUUAUGUUUCCCUAAAAUAGUCCGGUAUUUUUUUGUACUGAGAAAACGAAUUACAACUCUUUAGGCAAUAAUUUUCUGGUUUCGUUGGGUUGCAGUAUUUUCCAACAUUAAAGGAUGCAUUGCGUCGGUUUACUAUUUCAAAUUCUUUAUCUAGAUUUUUCGGCUCCAUACACCCCCAAUGUACCUAUUAUUUACUUUGAGUUCGCUUGAGUAGAAAGAAUCCGAUGUUCCGAAAGGGGUCAUCUUAUAGGCUUAAUAGAUUUUUCACUGGCUAUUCUGCUUUAUUGUAUUGUUAACUGUAAUUCGAACUCAAGAAACAAAGAGUCGGGGGAUACCAGGGGCACCCAACGAGAAUAUAGUUCAAAACCACUUAAACAUAGCAUUGUUAAACGUAUUUUAGUAUUUAAACGGUAGAUAUAGGCAUAUUUUUAUCCCCUAAAAAUUUUUCAUCUGUUCGGAUUUCCUAGCUGAAAGUCUAGUGAUCCGAAAAUUAUAGGGAUCAAAACUUACCUUUUCGAAAAUUCCAGCCAGAAAAAAGGCUCCCGAAAAUUCUAGGUGACCUUUUUAGGGUAAAAGUCCGUUAAAAAUAGGCAAUUAGACCCUUUUUUAGAUGUUCGAAAAUCCUAGGAAGGGCAGGCAAGCAAGUAAUUUUACAACAAAUGUUCCGAAAAUUCUAGAUCUCAAAUCGUCUUCCGAACAGAUAUUUCCCGAAAAUUGUCGUUGGGUGCCCCCUGGAUACUCAUCGCAUUUUAAUUAUUUUUUGUUACAGGGGAUCGGCAACAAAGCCAUGAGGUUGACAACAUCGAACGAGAGCCAUCUGUACCAAGGCAAACCUCGUGCGAUGAGACCUAUUUUCUUCCGAACGCCAGUUCUUGUUCUCUACCGGAUGAGAUAACAAUAGAAGGGCCUGACCUCUACGCAGUUAUCGACAAGACUGGUAAUAAAGACGGUCAUAGUUCAAGCAACAUGUCGAUACCUUGCCAAACAAUGCCACACAGUGACGAACAUGUCGUCACCUUUUGCCCGACAUUGGAACCUUUGUUGAAGGCCAAAGAACACAUUUAUGAAAAUACAACACAGGAAGACUCGAAACGAAAGCCACCGUUAUACCCCACGCCAUAUUGUGCAAGAUACAAGAGGCCCCAGGUGCAUUCAGACGACACAGAAAAGGAGUACGUGUAUGCGGUUGUUGACAAAACCAGGGCCAAGAAAACUAACGAUGAGGUAAUUGCAGAGAUAUUUAUGUUUCGUAGUCAUGUGCAAUUGUAUUUCCAUGGAAUUUGACCUCGGGAAAAUUUACCAAGAGGUAUCCAAUCUAUCUAUUCACAGAUAUCUUGGAAUAAUUAUUCAUGUGGCUAGAAAGACUUUGUACACUCGGGGACAUUCUCCAAUAAUAAAUUACCACACAUGUAGAGCAGUAUUCGUCAAAUAAACUACUAUGGAGAGAGACUGCUAGUCAAGAAUGACUUUAUCUAACCAACGCAGUUUUAAACACCAACUGUUAUUGUGUUACUGCCAGUAAAAAUUCUCAAAAGUUCUAAACUUCCGUUUUGUAUAAUACUGAAUUACAAGAAGUGCCGUGUGAAAGCACUGCCAACAAGGUUUUAUAUGAAUGGUACCCUGUGAGCAGGCUCUCUGUUUGGGGGAAAAAAUAGCAAGGGAAGGGAAGGGACAAACCUAAACGUGCACUAUCGAAGAUGAACUUAACAUGGAUGGAUCGAUGGAGGUAAGCAUGUUUUAGCCAUGUUUUUAAACAAGGAAUUCUUUUGAAUGAAUAAUAAAACAAUUAUUGAAUUCGGCUUUCGUAUCAGAUAAGGAAUUAUGGAGAUCUGGAAGGGUGUUAUCCGUCGAGGCCGUAACACCCUCCUCGAUCUCCAUAAUUCUUAAUAAGAUACUCAGCCUCAUUCAUUAAUUGUUAAUUUAUUACCAAGUGAAGUGCUCACCUCACGGCGGCAACAAAUUAUUUUUUUCGUCUUUCUUAAAAUCAGUGGAGUAUUUAAAAUCCAUAGCACGUGUAGACGGCCUUAAUGCGCUAGUGUUCUUUAAUUCGUUUUCAAACCGAAGACUGCGGUGCAUAACUAUUCAGAUGAAAACGAAAUGAAAAUUUAUUUUCAUGUGAAAACUUCAGUAUACCGUAUUUAUUCGAUUGAAACCGCCCUCGAUCAAACGUCGCAGAUGCAUGGAAACAAAAUUACCAAUAAACGUCUCCCUUGAAUAAACGCUCUAUUGGGCGUAAUCAACUGAUAAAUGAAAGUCAAUUUUACAAGGUAAAAAGAUUGAAAACCUAAACUUUCGUGCGCUAGGUUAUCCUACAACCUGUCUGGCAAUAGAGAGGAGAAGUGUGACGUCACGUUACCACGGUGUACUAUUUCUGGAUGACAACAAAACCAACGACGACGAAGACGGCAAGGACAACGGCAAAAAAUAAUAUCUUUAUAUCAAGAAACAACAACUUUCCACGUGAAUCACGCUAUUUUGUACAUAUCCUUGCCGUCGUUGCACCACUACGACAUGAAACGUCCUAAUUUCGUGAGCCCGCUUUAUGGAGUAGGUAAACACAACCACAAAAAUUGUCGCUUUCUUUUUCUAAACAUAGAUAACGACAGAUACGGUCCCAAAGAAACUUCCGCCAACAUUUGCCAAAUUAAAUGAAAUUAAACAAGAUCGGUGAAGUUUGAAAUAGCGCGAAUAGACUUUAAAGUGACUUUAUCGGUUUGUUGUCAUUCAAAAAUUUUGCUACCAUGACAACGUGACGUAACGACUUCUCCUCUCUAUUUGUGCGAAUUAGCGAGAAAGUUGCAUGAAACGUUCCCGAGGGUAAUAACUCCACCCAUGUAAAGGAAUACAGGAACAUUUUGCCUGUGGAAUCCGUAAUCCUGGGCUAACAAAGAAUGAAAUCUGGAAUCCACGUCGUAGAAUCCAGAAUCCAAGAAUGCCUUGAAUUCCCUCACAUGGGGUGAAAAAAAAACCGAAAUGAAGCAUUUGUCUUACAUUAGAGUUGCGAGAAGUACAACUUGGUUCGACGUUGUGCGCCGAACAAAGACAGCCAACGAAAACGUUGCGACACAUGGCGAUUUCAGGGGAUGUUACUAGGAAAUUGUGUUGUAACGAAAUUGCGAGACAAGUUGAGAGAGCAAUAGCCCUCUGUAGCGGGAACCUAAUUAACCUGUUUUCUUUCCAUCACAGACUUGUGGUCUCGUGUAUACAGAACUUGAGUUGAAGCCUACACAAGAUGAAGACGAAACUGAAGUAACAGCCAAGGGGUGUGUCACCAUUUACUCUAGUAUAAAGGAGCAACAGUAAAGAUGGCACUAAGUGACAUCCUCUGAAGACAGGAGAUCCCAUUAGAAAUUGCACGCUCAGUAAUAAUUAAUUUGAAAUAUUAUUUGCUGAUAUUCGCCUACAAAAAGUAACCAUGUUUAUAGUUUCCUACAGCUGUAGGUCAAUAGACCUCACUAGCUUGUAUGUUUUGUUUUCUCAAUACAAGUCACGUGAUAAUACUCUA